CCUCCGGAGAACAAUCCCCAGGCUGCGCCACGGCCCAGUUUCAUCCAGUCUCGCCAGAGUGGGGGUGGAGGGGUAUGGGAAUGGGAAGCGGCUGUCUGCGGCUCUCCCAGCACCCUUCUUAAACCCCCUGCCCCGGGUCUCGGCUCUGGCGCCCUCCUCACAAGCCCUCACUUUGAAAACUUUCGGAGUUUUCCUCCACUUGCGUCAUGGGAAAGGCAGGAGGGUGACAGAAGCCAGGAGGCGAGGCGGUGGAGGCGCUCAAGCCCCUCGGCUUCUCGCUGGCGGCGCGGAGGGGCUGCGAGUGCUGGACGAGGAGGCGGGCUGGGCGCACAGCCCGCCACCCACCGGCCGGACACCGUGGGGCCGAGCGGACGACUGACCGCCAGCCGGUCGGGCGCGCCAUCUGCUCGCCGGAGCGCACUCUCCAAACUCCUGUUGAGUGUGUGCGUGCACGCCAGGGCUGGGGGUCUGUACGACCUGCGCGCCGGGACCGGGGACCGCGGGGGUUACCUUUGGAUGGGGUCCUUGGACUCAGGUCAGGGUUAGCUUCAGGCUCAGAAACUGCUGAGGAGCUAGGCAAACAAAAGAGGCCACUCUGCUAGUGGCCAGAAGUCGCCAGAGCGCCUCGUCGCGCCCCCUCCUUCCCUAGGGUGGGAGCUGGCCACUCGUGAGGCGGGGAGAAGCCUCCUGAGCCGGCUGAGGGCUUGGGGGCCCGGGGGCUGGGGGCCGGGCCAGACCGGGCUGGGCCGCCGGGGUCGACGGAGUUGGCGGCCUGUUGUGUAAGCCUCAGUCCUUGUUUUCCCCAGCCUGGCUGGCUGGGAAGCCGGACACAUCCACCCUUGGCCUGGAUUCAAGAGGCUGCUGCUUUUCUCCAUGCCCCUCUUGGAUUUUCUGGAUAUUUGAAAACCCACUGGCCCAGGAGGAGGAGGAAGGAGCAGAUCUGCAGAGGAAUGUGAGGGAAGCCAGAAGGAGCUGGGAGCCAGAGCUGCCUGGAUUUCUGGAACGGUGGUUUCUGAGUGAUUCUCUUCCAUUUCAGAACAUUGUUCCAGUGGAAAGUGUCAAACAAAUUCUUGCUCUUUCAGAGCUGAUUUCUCCAAGUCACUUGACUUUUCUUCUGGGAGGGGAAGGAAGGAGAGACUGCCCGUUCUGGGGCUGCCAGGGGAAGGGAGGCAGAUUAUGGACAUGAUCCCUCCCUGCUCACAGCAGUGUGCUGGAGACCUAAUAAUAAUAGGGUAGUUAAUGGGCCGCGGACAUUGCUUUGAGUAGUGGGAGGCUGGAUAGCAUCUGUGGGUGCUGAGACCCCAGUUUAGGGGCUGAGAGACUUGAGUUGCUGUGACAGGCCUUGAGCUACUAGUGCAUUCUCAGUUCUGGGCGGGACCCUGUCUCAUCUCUCUCUACAACUGGCCCAGCCAUGGCGCUGAAAGGCCGAGCCCUCUAUGACUUCCGCAGCGAGAACAAGGAGGAGAUCAGCAUCCGUCAGGAUGAGGACCUGGUCAUCUUCAGUGAGACCUCACUGGAUGGCUGGCUGCAGGGCCAGAACAGCCGAGGUGAGACGGGGCUCUUCCCUGCCUCUUACGUGGAGAUCAUCCGGUCUGGUCCCAGCGCCAACCAUGCCGACUACUCCAGCAGCCCAGGCUCUCUGGGCACCCAGGUGAGCUCGUAUGACGUGGCCAGCCCUUCCAGGAGUGGUGGGGGCAGUGGCUUCCUCUCACCCCAGGGCAGCUUCGAGGAGGACGAUGACGACGACUGGGAUGACUGGGACGACGGAUGCACAGUGGUGGAGGAGCCUCGGGCUGGUGGGCUGGGCACCAACGGGCACCCUCCUCUCAACCUCUCCUACCCUGGUGCCUACCCCAGCCAGCACAUGGCCUUUCGGCCCAAGCCAGCCCUGGAGCGGCAGGACAGCCUGGCAUCUGCCAAGCGUGGCAGUGUGGUGGGGCGCAACCUCAACCGUUUCUCGUGCUUUGUGCGCUCCGGAGUGGAGGCCUUUAUCCUGGGUGAUGUGCCCAUGAUGGCCAAGAUCGCUGAGACGUACUCCAUCGAAAUGGGCCCUCGUGGCCCCCAGUGGAAGGCCAACCCCCACCCGUUUGCCUGUUCAGUGGAGGACCCCACCAAACAGACCAAAUUCAAGGGCAUCAAAAGCUACAUCUCCUACAAGCUCACACCUACCCACGCUGGCUCGCCAGUCUACCGGCGCUACAAACACUUUGACUGGCUCUAUAACCGCCUGCUGCACAAGUUCACUGUCAUCUCGGUGCCCCACCUGCCAGAGAAGCAGGCCACAGGUCGCUUUGAGGAAGACUUUAUUGAGAAGCGGAAGCGUCGGCUCAUCCUCUGGAUGGACCACAUGACCAGCCACCCCGUGCUGUCCCAGUAUGAGGGCUUCCAGCAUUUCCUCAGCUGCCUGGAUGACAAGCAGUGGAAGAUGGGCAAACGCAGGGCAGAGAAGGAUGAGAUGGUGGGUGCCAGCUUCCUGCUCACCUUCCAGAUCCCCACGGAGCACCAGGACCUGCAGGAUGUGGAGGACCGUGUGGACACCUUCAAGGCCUUCAGCAAGAAGAUGGACGACAGCGUCCUGCAGCUCAGCACCGUAGCAUCCGAGCUGGUGCGCAAGCAUGUGGGAGGCUUCCGCAAGGAGUUCCAGAAGCUGGGCAAUGCCUUCCAGGCUGUCAGUCAUGCUUUCCAGAUGGACCCCCCCUUUAGCUCCGAGGCCCUCAACAGUGCCAUUUCUCACACGGGCCGUACCUAUGAAGCUGUUGGUGAGAUGUUCGCUGAGCAGCCCAAGAACGACCUCUUCCAGAUGCUCGACACGCUGUCUCUCUACCAGGGCCUGCUCUCAAACUUCCCCGACAUCAUCCACCUGCAGAAAGGCGCCUUCGCAAAGGUGAAGGAGAGCCAACGCAUGAGUGACGAGGGCCGCAUGGAGCAGGAUGAGGCAGAUGGCAUUCGUAGGCGCUGCCGCGUGGUGGGCUUCGCCCUGCAGGCCGAAAUGAACCACUUCCACCAGCGCCGCGAACUCGACUUCAAGCACAUGAUGCAGAACUACCUGCGCCAGCAGAUCCUCUUCUACCAGCGGGGGACCAUGCAGCAUCUUUUCCCUGGGCUCGAGGUGCAGAGACAAGCCACUGACCCCAGGACCUUGGUGGCACCUUCCUGGAGAGGACACCCAGAAGUUACCAGAUAUUUGAAUUCACCAGCAACGGCUCUUCACAUUCUGAGCAGGCUCGGGCCCCAGUGCAUCCCAGAAUCCUUCCUAUUGCACAGAGGGAAGGCCAAGGGGAAGAAAGAUGGGGGUGGGCUUGCCCACUGCCCCAGAAGUCCUGGGCCCACAUGCUCAUGGCCAGCCUCACUGUGAUGCCAGCCCCGGCUCCCUCCCCAGCCAGGUUGUGCUGUCUCCCACCCAUGUUUACAUCCUCAGGGGGCUACUCCCUCUGCCUAGGCCAGAGUGUAGGCCAGUGGGUUGGGGGAACUGACAGGUGCCACUGCUGGCCUCCCCAGGAGGUCAUGGCCACUCCUGGCUCCUGCUGCCUGAGUCUUUUUUCUUUCUUAUUUUCUUGAUAAACCUUUUGCAAUGAAGACAACAAAGGCAUGUUUUUUUUGUUUGUUUGUUUGGAUCCCAAAGGGAUUGAGGGUGGGGGAAGGAUGAAACCCUAAGUGUCCCUGGGAGCUCUUAGACUGUGAGGUCAUGGUGGGCACAAAACCUCUAAAGCUGGGGGGGGACUGUGCUGAUGGCAGGUGCUAGCUGGGAGCUAGAGGUGGACGUGGACCCCAGCUGGACACACAUCCUUCCCAGACCUCACUCUCCCCAUUUCUCAAAUGGGUGGAGUCCUGCUGGGGUUCGGCUGUGCUGCUCAGUGAUCUAGGGCUGAGCUUGCCUGAGUGAGGGAGAGGAUGCCUGCUCCAGGACAGUCUAAUUGAUGGGGUUCUUCUCCCCAGAGAGGCAUGCCCCAGCCUGGCCCCCAGGAAAGCCCUGGUCCAGGAGAGGUUGGGGGGGGGACUUGGAAACCGUGUCGUGCCCCAAGCAGUCCAGGGCACCCAGUCCUGUGGUGGCUUCUGUGUUGGGCACUGAGGAGAACUGCCCCUGCCCCCCCCAGCUGGGCCCUCAGCGGUGUCCCAAUUAGGAUGAGCAGGAAUCAGUUUCCAUGUGGGAAGGAGGGGUGCUAGUCAAACCACGGUUCUCUUUUGGGGCAAGGGGGACUUGGUGGGAGGAUAGGGCUGGCAGGGUCUGGGCCUCGGGGGGCUUUGACCAGGCCGGGGCCCAGGGAGCUUAUAGUAGUGAGAGGGGUAAGGAAUGGCGGGUGCGGUGGGGAAGGGGCAGCAAAGGCUCCUCGUUCAGGGCAGAGCUUCCUCAGAGGAACUUCUGGAAUGGGCCCCUGGCCCUGGGUCAAAAUUAGCUCAGAUUUGGGACUUUCUGUGGAAUUUUCCCCUCCCUCCUCCCUGCCCUCCUUCCUUCAUUUUCCAACCCACCCAAGGACCUUCCAUCCUUAACCUCUUCGCAGCUUUGACCUCCAGGCCGCCUUUGUAGAUGGUACUCUUGAGCACAGUGGGGGAGGCUCCUUACUGAGGUCAGUCUGGGGAGGGGUGGUGGAAACGCCUUUCUUAACCCACAGUGCCUGGAAAGUCCCCUGUUUAUGCUUCCUGCCCUGGGAAUAGUAUUACUCUCUUGUGUCCCAUCCUUAGCGUGAGGGAGGCGGUCUGACACUUUACUCAGGAGGGCUUGGACCUGGGAGAAGAGUCCAGAAGUGAAGUGUUGGGACGGGCCAGGUCUACUGUGGGCAUCCUGAGAUAGCUAGGCUGGGGCAGGCUUCUAUGUAAUGGGGAGUGAGGAUGUCACAGCCAUUCUCUCAGGUUUCUUUCUCUCUGUGGGUUGGGGUAUUGGGGGGGGUAGUUUGAGAUCGGUCUGGGUUGACUGGAGCCCCUCAAAGGAGGGCCCUGGGGGACCAGUUGGGGGAGGCGUGGGAGCAUCCUGGUGGUGGCAGGGCCUGCUGCCUGGCCUCAGUCACUUGCCAGGCAGAUGUUCCAGACAGAGCUGGGCCCGGCUACCUCCAAUACCCUCCCUCACUUUGCUGUGAGGGGGGUGGAAAACAAGGCCCCUCUUUCUGCCCUGGGCAGCUGUCAGGACCUGGGGGUGGGGGGGAUCUGAAUCUCUGAUCCCCAGUCUUGGUCCAACCCACGAAAGGAGUCGGCUUUGUGGCCACAUGUGGGGGUUGGGGAUGGAGGCAGCCCUCAGAUCCUGCAUCUGUUGGACAGAUCCCGGACACACAGGAGGACCAUGAACCACCAUGCCACAGCUCUGCCACGGCUGUGCCACUCCUGGAGGGGAGGCAGGCAGACGGGUGGCUCCAGAGCCCUCUCAGCACCUCUCCUCCAUCCCGUGGCACCGCUGCGCUCUCAUCCACACAUCCACGAAGUCACAGGUGGAGCUGCCCAAGCCCAAGCAGCCACAGCCACAUGCAGCCACACACCCUGCCCACGGGGACAUGGGCCAGCCCUGGCCGUCCGCACACAGAUGCACAGUCACAUGCUUGCACAGGGGCGCUUCCAGCCACGGCGCCAGCCACGGCACAUGUUCACGGCCAUGGCUGCACACGCAUCAUCUCUUCUCAGCACCGAUCACAUCGUGUCCCCACGCAUAGCCGUACUGCAGUCCUACCUGCACAGAGUGACACAUUCAGACACACGGCCACAAGUCACACACGCUCAGAGCAAAGGUGUCACGUGUGUCGCUGCUUCUAGAUUGCACCCGCGCCACCUUGUGGGGGAGCCAGUGGCAUCACCUGUCAUCUGACACUGGCGCUGUCCAGAUGGGGAACCCGAGGUCUGGUAAGGGGUGGCACCUGGUUGUGUCACCCGAGGGUGUUCAAGGGCUUGAGCCUAGCCCCGGGUAGCUCUGUGGCCAGUCCCCAGGGCCAGUCCCUCCUGCCUCAUAGGCCCCUGGCUG
Zalophus californianus (California sea lion) is the source of this 5941-nucleotide messenger RNA. It is a transcript of the gene SNX33, whose product is annotated as sorting nexin 33. Gene Ontology annotation, cellular component: cytoplasmic vesicle; plasma membrane. Gene Ontology annotation, biological process: endocytosis; cleavage furrow formation; endosomal transport. The record is from RefSeq and is a predicted model, not a curated record. Lineage: Eukaryota; Metazoa; Chordata; Mammalia; Carnivora; Otariidae. Gene Ontology annotation, molecular function: protein binding; phosphatidylinositol binding. Bases 1412 to 3355 code for a protein of 647 amino acids. The transcript is spliced from 4 exons.